This is a messenger RNA of Anisakis simplex (herring worm), 924 nucleotides long. NCBI's taxonomy places the organism in Eukaryota, Metazoa, Nematoda, Chromadorea, Rhabditida, Anisakidae. The record is from the annotation of a GenBank genome assembly.
AUGAACAAAACUCGUGAGGCAUCCGAGGAGGAGUUGUUGUAUGGUCUUGAAUUGAUUUCAAUGGAAAUUUUGAAAAGCGGCACGACCACAUUGGAAGCGAAAAGUGGCUACGGGCUGAACACGGAAUCCGAACUGAAAAUGUUGAAUGUUAUCGAUAUGGCCUCAGGUUACUUACCAGUCGAACUAUCAGGAACAUUUUGCGGUGGUCAUGCUGUUCCAAAAGGCACCACUGAACACGAUCAAACGAAUCUGAUCGUAAAUGAAAUGAUACCGUUGAUUAUUAACGAAAAGAACGAAGGGCGUUUGCAGACAAUCGAAAAUAUUGAUGUAUUCUGUGAGAAAGGAAAUUUCGAAGUGGAUUCAAGCCGAACUAUCCUUGAGGCUGGCAAGAAGGCUGGCCUGGCCAUAAAUUUCCAUGCCGAAGAGCUGAAUCAGAUUGGUGGUGCUGAGAUGGGAGCUGAAAUCGGGGCUCGAGCAAUGAGUCAUUUGGAGAAGGUCAGUGAUAACGGCAUUAGAGCCAUGCAAAAGUCUGGUACUGUUGCUGUCCUCUUACCAACAACCGCAUAUAUGCUACGUCUGUUUCCUCCACCAGCCAGAAAGAUGAUUGAUAGUGGUGUGAUCGUCGCGUUAGGAUCGGACUUCAACCCGAACGCGUACUGCUAUUCGAUGCCGAUGGUGAUGAAUCUUGCUUGCGUUGAUAUGUAUCUUUCGAUGAGUGAAGCGCUGAUAGCUUCGACAAUCAACGCUGCACACUCGUUGCAACGUGGUAAAACACAUGGUUCCAUACAUAAGGGUCGAAAUGCUGAUCUCAUCGUCCUGGAUGCGCCACGAUGGGAACACAUAAUCUAUCAGUUCGGUGGACAUAAUGCACUUAUCAAACAUGUUGUUAAGAACGGCAAUGUUGUGUACUCGAAACAAACAUAG